GGCGCAUUUUAUAAUUUAUAAUAAAGUAGAGAGAGAUGAAAAAAAUAUGUUAGGCUAUUCAACAGCCAAUAGGAGAAUUGAAAUGAAACUGUGCGACAUGUUUAAUGAGGUUAGACCGGAUAUUUACAUGGAUUUUCUUCUUGAAGAGAAAAUGUGUUAAAUAUAUAUAAAUAAAUUAGGUACAUCAAAUUAUUGAAAAAGAUAUUGAGAGAUGAAUCCUAUGUUGCGUACGGUUCGAGCUUGCAUGUAUUCUGUGAGACAUGCCCAGUAUAGCACUUUACCUUCGGAAGCAGUAAUAUUUACGGAAGAUGAUAGGAUGGUUGUCUGUUGGCAUCCAGAGAAACAGUUUCCGUAUGAAUGUUCCUUACCCUUGCCUGAGGAGAAGCCCGAUACCUCUGCAUUACGUGUCGGAGACAAAGAUAUUGCAGAUGUCUUCAGAAAAACGAAGCCCCUUCAGCUUGUGCAUGAAUUAGCAAAGAUUACACAUACUACAAAACACAAAUGGUUUCCCAGAAGCAGAGACAAAAGAGCUAAAAAGACAGAACCUGACAGACCAUACUUGUAAUCUUUGAAAGACAUUUCAAAAGUAGCUCUGAAAGAAAAGUUUAAAUUUGCUCUAAACAUGUAGUUAUUUUUAAGGAAAUUUAUAUCAAUAAAUGCUGUACAAAGAUAA
Nylanderia fulva is the source of this 673-nucleotide messenger RNA. RefSeq names its product mitochondrial ribosomal protein L42 (gene mRpL42). The record is from RefSeq and is a predicted model, not a curated record. Gene Ontology annotation, cellular component: mitochondrial large ribosomal subunit. Lineage: Eukaryota; Metazoa; Arthropoda; Insecta; Hymenoptera; Formicidae.